Molecule: messenger RNA, 1662 nt
Organism: Rotaria sp. Silwood2
Lineage: Eukaryota; Metazoa; Rotifera; Eurotatoria; Philodinida; Philodinidae
Source: the annotation of a GenBank genome assembly
AUGUCUAUUCAUACUGAUGAAAAUGAUGUAUAUAUAUAUGGUAGUAAAGUCGAUCAUGAUCAUCAACCAAAUCCUGAUCUAAUUCAAACAAAACGUCUUCGACGAGAAAUGAAACAACGUAUUGUAAAUGAAUUAACACCAAUUGCUGUGAUUUAUGAAGAAGAAACAGCUAAAGCACCAGUUGAUCGUGCAGUUUUAGCUGCAUUUCCGACAAAUCAAGAAAUUUAUCAUACACUUGCAGCAAAUCGUCAAAAACUAGUACCUCUAUUACCAAGUUCAUAUUCAUUUGACAUUCCUGAUCUAUACGAAUUAACCAAUAAUGGAGAAAGAUUUUUACUUUUGGAUGAAUCACGUGCAAGACGUGACCGUCUAUUACUAUAUGGAAGUGAUGUUCAGUUAAAUUUAUUGUUUGAUUCACAAGCCGUAUAUAUGGAUGGCACAUUCUCAAAAGCGCCGCCAUAUUUCAUGCAAGUUUUCAUUAUUCAUGCGAUUUAUUUUGAUACAUGUGUACCUUGCGUAUUUGGACUGAUGAUUAAUAAAAAAGGUACAACUUAUCGACAAAUUUUUUUUGAGCUCAAACAAAUAGCUGCAGAACGUCAUAAAGACUUUUCACCUCAAUUAAUAUUAACCGAUUUUGAAUCUGGCGUUCUACCGGUGUUCCCUUCAUCUAGACACUAUGGAUGUAAUUUUCAUUUUUGUCAGGCCAUAUUUAGACAAAUUCAACAGCUGGGCAUUCAGCAGCAAUAUAUUAGAGAUGAAGUUGUACGUGGUCUUUGUAGAAAAAUCAUGUCUCUGGCGAUGAUGCCGGUAGACAUAGUUCUUCGUAGCUACGACGAGAUUCGAAAUGAUGCUCAACAACUAACUGGUUCACCAAUCGAACCGCUGUUAAACUAUUUCGAAAAACAAUGGUUACCUGACAUCAAUUUGUGGAAUGUUUCAACCACCAAUUCGCGUACUAAUAGUGUAUGUGAAGGUUAUCAUAACAGAAUGAACCACCGCAUUUCACGUAAUCAUCCGCACAUAUGGCGAUUUAUUCAAUUCGUGCAAUCUGAAGAAAAAAAUGUUCAAACAAUUGUUCUUCAGUGGUCUUCCGGUGCAACGAAAAAACAAAAUGUACGAGCAACAGCAAAACAAAAACGUAUUGAUACUCUGUAUCAACGGUAUAAUGAUGGUCUAAUUAAUUCUUCUCAACUUCUUACUGGAUUAUCCUCAGAAGUUGGUGGAUUUACAAGAACUUUUACUACUGGUUAUUUUUGUCGUUAUUGUUUCACGCAUCAUCACGAUAUGAAACAUAUUUACAAGGAAUCACAAACAUUAAUUCGUACAGCUGAAUCGCAUGAUAUUCAGUUAAAACAUGUAGAAAACGUGCCUUCAGAUAAAUCUAUGUAUGGUAUCAAUGAAGCAUCAGCAUUAUCAUUUAUUUCAUCGUUUCAUCCUAUUACUUCUUUGCCACCAGAUUUGAUGCAUGACGUAAUGGAAGGUAUCAUGCCUAAAUUAACAAGCUGCUUAUUACAUGUGGUGGCGUCUAAUAGUUUAUGCACAUCUUCAAAAAUAUAUCAAAUGAUAAACAAAUUUACUUAUGGUAGCAACGAUAGAAGAGAUCGACCAACUGUAUUGAAAGAAAAAGAUAUUUCGGAAAAAGUUAUUCGAGGUAAACAUUAA